Molecule: messenger RNA, 435 nt
Organism: Opisthorchis viverrini
Lineage: Eukaryota; Metazoa; Platyhelminthes; Trematoda; Opisthorchiida; Opisthorchiidae
Exons: 3
Source: RefSeq, a predicted model, not a curated record
UUGCUGCCCAGAAGGAUUUCUGGCGCAACAGCUCAAGCCGACACUUCCAAGGUACAGCGGUCAGAAUCAGAAAUGAUUUAUCUCUGUCUUCCUUCUACCAACGCGAUGUGUUUAGUGGAUUACCGACAGAACGUUUUGUGAUGCACGUCACUAGUUCCGUAACCACGGAUGCGGUGGAAGCGGUCACCAUCGAUGGGUGUGCUCAGGAACCGUGCGUCGUACGAGCAGGUGGUACUCUCAAGCUAACCAUAAGGUUUACCUCACCAUUAAACAUGACGAAGCCGAAGUCACGCUUUUUAUACUACUCGACAUCCAAGUCAACUAGUCCGGAACGAGAAGACAAGUGGGGUGUCGCUUGUAAUUCGGAUGAAGAGAACUGUUUCAAGCUGAAUUCAAACUACAACUUCAAGGUGGAAUCCACGUUACCGAAUGAAA